Molecule: messenger RNA, 267 nt
Organism: Malassezia restricta
Lineage: Eukaryota; Fungi; Basidiomycota; Malasseziomycetes; Malasseziales; Malasseziaceae
Product: small subunit ribosomal protein S21e
Exons: 3
Coding region: 1-267 (88 amino acids)
Biological process (GO): endonucleolytic cleavage to generate mature 3'-end of SSU-rRNA from (SSU-rRNA, 5.8S rRNA, LSU-rRNA); endonucleolytic cleavage in ITS1 to separate SSU-rRNA from 5.8S rRNA and LSU-rRNA from tricistronic rRNA transcript (SSU-rRNA, 5.8S rRNA, LSU-rRNA); translation
Cellular component (GO): ribosome; cytosolic small ribosomal subunit
Molecular function (GO): structural constituent of ribosome
Source: RefSeq, a predicted model, not a curated record
AUGGAGAACGAACACGGUGAGCUUGUCGAUCUUUACGUGCCCCGCAAGUGCGCUGCCACGGGCCGCCUUAUGGAGGCCAAGGACCACGCCUCGGUCCAGAUCGCUGUGGCCGACGUGGACGAGAACGGCAAGAUGAUUCCUGGCUCGACGACCAACAUUCCGAUCUCGGGCGCCGUUCGUCACCAGGCUGAGAGUGACGACUCGAUUAACCGUAUUGCGCAACAGAUGGGCUUGAUGAAGAACGUCUGGUCGUACCAACAAAAGUAA